Hymenoscyphus albidus is the source of this 1863-nucleotide messenger RNA. The record is from the annotation of a GenBank genome assembly. NCBI's taxonomy places the organism in Eukaryota, Fungi, Ascomycota, Leotiomycetes, Helotiales, Helotiaceae.
GCGAUUUCUUGGAGCGCAACCCAACGCAGCGCAACGACAAAAGUUAGAGCCAACUUGUGUUACAAGACAGACCAACAGACCAGUCAUUUCCAAGUCAAUCUGCCGAGUGCAGCGACCCAGGUUGCAAGAUGCAGCCUCACCCUCAAUAUCGAGGAAUGCCCCAGCGUUCUCCUCACGCUGCUGUCGCUCAAUCCAACCAGCGCCGUGGAAUAGGUGAGUGUCAAUGCCACCAAGAACCAAUGCGCCCAGUGUCAUCCGCCGACGGCGACCUCAUCGCAUUGCGCCCUCUUCACUGUGGCACUGGCCACUAAGAUAACGUAUCAUUUGUACUGACUGGAAUUGGCUGCUUAGGUCCUAUGGUCGGCGUACAUCCAAUACCGUCGCAAAUGCAGGCUCAACAACAAGCUCAGUCGCGGGCGAGCGAUCGUGCGAAGAUCCGAAGUCAGAAACCCACCGAUCGGAAUAUCCCUGAGGGCGUGGAGGAUUGUAUUAUUGGGGAUGGCGUACAGCGAUAUAGAGAUUUGCGAGAGAUUGAGCGGAGGUUGGAUUCUACUAUGAUGAGAAAGAGGUUGGAUCUUCAAGAUUCCGUCAACAGAAAUGUCAAGGUAGGUGGAUUCGGCGCAUAUGUUUGGGUGGGGUGUUGACAGGUUGUAGCGCUAUAGAACAUUGCGGGUUUGGAUUAGCAAUACGGUAGAAGACCAGCCCUGGCAAGCCGACUCUCUCGAUGUCGACACGUUUGAUUUCAGCACAAACCUAGACUCGUCAUUUCGAGUCAAAAUCGAGGGGAAACUUCUGGAUGAGCCAGCUGAAGACCUAGAUAGUGAUGAUAGCGACAGUGAAGACGAAGCGGCAGACCCAGAUGCGAUGGAUGAAGAUGGCAAGGAAAAGAAGAAAAAGACCGUAAUUCCACCCAAGGAGUACAAGUUAUCCCAUUUCUUCAAAGCCAUGACCGUAGACUUUGAUCGCAAAGGUAGGGAUGGGACAGACCAGAGCGUGGAAUGGAAGAAACCAGCUCUACCGGCCAAUGCCAAAGACCUACCAAAUGCGGCAGAUUUUGAUCAAUUGGAAUUCAAGCGUGGAGGAGAUGAGAAUAUGAACAUUACCAUCAAUCUUACUCGAGACGAAACCCCAGAGAGAUUCAAGUUGAGCCCAGUCCUUUCUCAAAUACUUGACACAAUAGAGGCCACUCGCUCUGAGGUAAUUAUGGGUAUUUGGGAGUAUGUUAAAGCCAAUGGCUUACAAGAAGACGAUGAUAAGCGAUCAUUUACCUGCGAUGAUGCGCUACGAACAGUAAGUAGUUUAUGUAUUAAACGCGCUCAUGAUCUCUUUAGCUAACACUUGCAGCUCAUUGGUGGCCGAGAAAAAGGAUAUAUCCCCUACCUCACAGAACAUAUUUUAGCACACAUGACCACUCUUCCACCAGUCAAGCUUCAAUACACCAUCAGAACCGACAAAGCUUUUCAUGAGGAUCCCCGGCCCACUAUUUAUGAUAUCCAGGUCCAGGUCGAUGACCCACUUCGAGCAGCACUUAUCUCCUACCUCGGCAACGAUUCCUACACCCAGAAUCUGAUCGAAAUUGGCCGUUUGAAUGAACAUGCAGCUGUCCUCGUCCAGAAGAUUUCCAACUCCAAAUCUAAACAUGCAUUCUACGACGCCUUGUCCAAGAACCCCACAUCAUUCAUCGCCAAAUGGCUCAGUUCCCAAAAGAGAGAUCUGGAGGUUAUUUCGGGGCGAGCCACGAGAGGUGGUGGUGAGGAUGCGAGUGGUGAUGAGUGGAGAAGAGGCGGGAAAGAUGGGAUCUGGGGAAGUACGAAUGUGAAGGAGAGUGUGGAUUUGAUCGUUGGUCAGAAGGCGAGGAUGUGA